AUGGCAAAAGGAGUCCAACCGGAGAGGGAAGAAGGGUGGGCGCCUUGGUGUAGUCGUAGGUCACUGAAAGGUGACCAUGGCAAUGCCAACAGGCUAGGGAUCCUCCAGGGCGGCACCAGCAAUACAGGGAGGAAGGGAGGUACCAGCAGUGCAGGAAGCCAGGGAGGAGUCGGUAGCUCAGGUAGCCAGGGAGGUGCUGGCAGUGUAAGAAGCCAGGGAAGAACUGGUAGCUCAGCUAGCCAGGGAGUCACUGUCAGUGCAGUGAGCCAGGGUGGUGCCGGUGCGGGCUUGCGAAAUUCUCUCAGUGGAGAAGGCUCUGAGAUUUCACUCUAUGGAGUGGGCUCAGGAGCGGAGUCUGGAGCAGACUUUGGUGUGGAGGUCCUGAUGGAGAAGUUGGACACAGGCUCAGGGUUUGCUGGGGUGCCCAGAAGUUUUUGGGAUGGGACUGGACAACAACAGGGAAUGUCCAGUAAUUAA
Messenger RNA from Labeo rohita (rohu), 477 nucleotides. Its product is annotated as sericin-1-like. The coding region runs from base 1 to 477 and encodes 158 amino acids. NCBI's taxonomy places the organism in Eukaryota, Metazoa, Chordata, Actinopteri, Cypriniformes, Cyprinidae. The transcript is spliced from 2 exons. The record is from RefSeq and is a predicted model, not a curated record.